AGCCCUAAUGCUUGAAGGCGUUAAUUGGUGGGUCGGACUCUAGCGGCACCUGCCGGAGCGUAGGCGACCAGGGCCGCAGGCCAGCAGCCAAGGAGCGAGGGGUUGGACAGGGACUCCAGCAGCGCCGGCCGGAGCGCACCAGGCAAGAUCGUGAACACGGCGGCUCUAGGCCAUCGGCGGGGCGGCAAACGGUGACUGGGAUUCGAGUGCCGCCGGCCGAAGCGAGCCUGACCAGAUCGAGCCGACGAGGGAUUGAGGGUUGGGGUCGAGCAGCGGCGCAGUGAUUAGGCGGCGCGAAGGACUUGAGGAGAGGGCUUUUGGUCAGGUAUGGGAAGGACUGGAACCUUCGAUCCACUGCUGGGGACCAUGACUAAGGCGCCUGAUGGGAUAGGAACAGCCUUGUUAUCACGCACCCAGAGUCAUAUGUACAGGGUGUGGCGACAGAUCGAACCUGUAGUCUGCCUUGGAGCAGCUGUUGGUCUCUGUUGGGCAGCUUGGAGCUACUACGCACGCAAGUCAUGUCUGCGCACCUACGGUCGGUACAUGAACGGCAAGACAAGCGGCCCGGUGGUCGGCCGGGAUGACGAGAUCGACAGUCAUUUCCAUUCUCUGCUGCAAGACCAAGAAUUGUGUGGCACUCGUCGGAGCCCCAGGGGUUGGCAAGACGGCCAUCGCCGAGGGCCUGGCGCAGUGGAUUGCUGCUGGGAAGGUCCCUGCCGAGCUUUCCAAGGCACGUGUCGUGGAGGUUGAUCUGGGGGCGAUGGUGGCCGGCACCGUAUUACGUGGCAUGUUUGAGAGCCGUUUGAAGACCGUGAUAAAGGAGGCGGAGAAUUCAGGCGGCAAGAUUAUUCUCUUCAUUGACGAGAUGCACAUGCUGAUUGGCGCUGGUGAUAAAUGGGGAAGCAAUGAUGCUGCCAAUAUUCUGAAACCCGCGUUGGCCCGUGGUCGUAUCCGCUGUGUGGGCGCGACAACUUUUGAUGAUUACCGCAAGUACAUCGAGAAGGAUGCAGCGCUCGAACGGCGGUUCCAGAAGGUGCAUGUUGAAGAACCGAGCACACAGGCGACCAUUGCCAUUCUGCGGGGCAUAAAGCAGCAGUAUGAACUGCACCAUAGCUUGGAAAUCCAAGAUGCCGCUAUUGUUGCUGCUGCAGAGCUCGCUGGCCGCUACAUCACUGGUCGUCAGUUUCCUGAUAAGGCUAUUGAUCUGAUUGAUGCGGCGUGUGCUACUGCAAAGAAAAUGAUGCAGAUUGACAGUCAAGAAAAGGAAGAGGACACCGUGAAGAAAGCAAUUGUUGCACCAAAUCAUGUCGCACAAGCUGUGAGCCGAUGCACCGGAAUUCCUGUCUCUACGCUUGAUCAAGAGGAGAAGGAUAGGUUAAUCCACCUAGCGGAUAGACUUCAUGAGCGAGUUGUUGGCCAGGAUGAAGCGGUAAAUCUGGUUGCAGAAGCAGUCUUACGUUCCAGGGCUGGCCUUGAUCAGCCUGGCCAACCAAUAGGCUCGUUCCUCUUCUUAGGAUUGACUGGUGUUGGAAAGACAGAGCUUGCAAAAGCUCUUGCCGAGCAGCUAUUCGACAGUGAGAAAAUGUUGGUUCGCAUUGACAUGUCUGAAUAUGUUGGGUUUGGAGCUGUGGCGCGCCUAAUUGGAGCUGCACCAAGCUGCAUUGGCUAUGAUGAUGGUGGACAACUGACUGAAAUAGUGAGGAGGCGCCCAUAUAGUGUCAUCCUUUUUGACGAGGUGGAGAAGGCAGAUCCCUUGGUGCUGAACGUUUUUAUUCAACUUCUUGAUGAUGGUGUUCUGACUGAUGGCAAAGGCCGGACCGUUGAUUUCAAGAAUACUAUCAUCAUUAUGACCUCAAAUCUAGGAGCAGAGCACCUAACAGCUGGAAUGGCUGGAGAAAGCACAAUGGAAGCUGCAAAGGACCUUGUGAUGAAAAAGGUUCAGAAACACUUUAAGCCUGAAUUUCUGAACAGACUGAGCGAGGUGGUGAUAUUUGAGCCACUUCUGCAUGACAAACUGAAGGAGAUUGUAAAAAUUCAGAUGAAAAGUGUCACUGCAAGGGUAGCUGCCAAGAGCAUCUCUCUGUCUGCAAGCGAUGCUGCGUUGGACGUCAUAUUGUUGGAAUCAUGCAACCUAAUGUAUGGCGCAAGGCCCAUAAGGAGGUGGGUGCAGAAGAAUGUGAUGACAGUGCUGUCCCGGAUGCUGCUCAAAGGUGAAGCCGUUGAAGGCUCAACUAUCGUCAUUGAUGCUACGGAUGACAAAAGGGGGCUCAGGUACGAAGUGGUAAAUCCACAAGGCAAGAGUCCAGUGGUGGAACUUUCCUGUGACAAGAGCUAUGUUGCGGCGGUGACCAAUCCCAAGCCAUGACAAAGGGAGUAUCUUAAGAACUACAGUUCCGGCCAUAUUGACAUUAUGGUGCAAAAGAAGGGUGAUAUAUCAAAACAAUGGAGAGCAACGGGUUUCGUGGAGCCCCAAGGGUGGAAGAUACAAGCCAAACUUGGAGGUUCAUGAGGACGUUGUUCGCAAUCAAGCAUGAAGCAUGGCUUGGCAUUGGUGAUUUUAAUGAGAUAAUUUUCGGUUCAUAACACUUCUCGCGUAUCCCCAGACCCGAAUGCUAGAUGAAGGCGUCCUGGGAGAUGGUUGAUGAUUGCUCUUGUGGACCUUGGUUGGUUAGGAAUGGAUUAUACUUGGGACAUCAACAAUCAGGUGCUUUGAAUGUUAAAGCUCGGUUGCAUAGAGAGUUUGGUAAUGAUGCACUGUUGCACCUAUUUGAAGUUUGAACAUAUAAAAGUGGGGCAUAUAGUAGUUGCGGUUUC
Molecule: messenger RNA, 2814 nt
Organism: Triticum aestivum (bread wheat)
Lineage: Eukaryota; Viridiplantae; Streptophyta; Magnoliopsida; Poales; Poaceae
Product: chaperone protein ClpB1
Exons: 9
Coding region: 581-2365 (594 amino acids)
Biological process (GO): cellular response to heat
Cellular component (GO): cytoplasm
Molecular function (GO): ATP binding; ATP hydrolysis activity
Source: RefSeq, a predicted model, not a curated record